AUGGCACUAAAACCCUAUUUAAAUGCAGUUAGGCACACUCUAAAUGCAGCAUUAUGUGUUCAGAAUUUUUCUUCACAAGUUGUUGAACGUCACAACAAACCUGAAAUAGAAGUUCGAACCUCCAAGGAACUACUACUAAACCCCGUAAUUAUUAGUCGGAAUGAAAAAGAGCGGGUACUGAUUGAAGGGUCAAUUAAUUCAGUUCGUGUCAGCAUUGCUAUCAAACAGUCUGAUGAAAUCGAAAAGCUACUUUGUCGAAAAUUCACUCGGUUUAUGAUGACUCGUGCAGAAGACUUUGUUAUACUUAGGCGUAAACCUGUCCCUGGCUAUGACAUCAGUUUUCUUAUCACUAAUUUUCACACGGAACAGAUGUCAAAGGCAAAAUUGGUUGAUUUCGUAAUUACUUUCAUGGAUGAGAUUGAUAAAGAAAUUUCCGAAAUGCGCUUAGCAGUGAAUUCUCGGGCUCGUCAAUGUGCUGAAGAAUUUUUGAAGGCGUUUGACUAA
Messenger RNA from Schistosoma guineensis, 504 nucleotides. The record is from the annotation of a GenBank genome assembly. NCBI's taxonomy places the organism in Eukaryota, Metazoa, Platyhelminthes, Trematoda, Strigeidida, Schistosomatidae.